This is a messenger RNA of Polistes dominula (European paper wasp), 1025 nucleotides long. RefSeq names its product antizyme inhibitor 2. Gene Ontology annotation, cellular component: cytoplasm. The record is from RefSeq and is a predicted model, not a curated record. Gene Ontology annotation, molecular function: ornithine decarboxylase activity. Lineage: Eukaryota; Metazoa; Arthropoda; Insecta; Hymenoptera; Vespidae.
CAAGAAAUUGAACAAGUUAUGCAGUAUGGUGUAACACCGGAUAGAAUAAUCUUUGCCAAUCCAACAAAGUGUCCAUCUCAUAUUAAAUUUGCCAAAAGCGUUGGUGUGGAUAAAAUGACAGUUGACAACGAAUUGGAACUUUAUAAAAUAAAAAAUCUGUUUCCUGAAGCAAAAAUAAUUAUUCGCUUUCGAUGCGACAGUAAUUCUGAUCACCCUAAUUGUACCAAACUUGGGAUUAAAUUUGGGUGCGAUCCAGGCGACGAAGCAAACAAAUUAAUCCAAAUUAGCAAGAAUUUAGGCUUAACUUUAUACGGAUUUAGUUUUCACGUUGGUAGUCCAUGUUACGAUUUCAAAGCGUACGCGUGUGGAAUUGAUAAAUGCAAGAAAUUGAUUACUUUCGCUAAAUCGAUAGAAUGUAAAGAUAUCAAGUUAAUAGAUAUUGGCGGUGGCUUCCCAGGGAAAAGUGAGUUUCGUAUCGACGAGCUUUCUCAUAUAAUUAAUGAUGCUAUUGAAGAAAUAGAUUCCAACAUACAAGUUAUAAGCGAACCAGGUAGAUACUACGUAACGUCAGCGUUUACUCUGGCUGCUUAUUUACAUUCGAAAAAAACUAUAUCAGAAGAAAAGGGCUUAAGAAAUGUGUAUUACGUUAAUUGCGGAGUGUAUAAUGGGUUUAUAGAAGAAUUGUUGAAUAUCAAUUCGCGUCAUCCAAUUUCAUUAUUCAAUCAGCCUGUAGUCGAUAAAAAAUAUCCUUCCACUUUAUGGGGACAGACUUGCGAUUCCUACGACUGUAUCAUCAAAGAUUCAUUCCUGCCAGAAUUUCAAAUAGGAGAUUGGCUUGUAUGGAGCGACAUGGGUGCAUACACGUCUUCCUUAGCUUCUACAUUUAAUGGAUUUAUACCGCCACGAGUUCAUCCUUUUAUCAGAAAAAGUCAAUGGGAAGAGUUUUGUGACAUUACCCAUGUGUAACGUUGAGCAAUUGAUUGUACAAAUUAUUUGUAUAGUUUUGAAAAAGAGAUAUGAAUUUC